Anneissia japonica is the source of this 3482-nucleotide messenger RNA. Its product is annotated as neuronal acetylcholine receptor subunit alpha-4-like. Lineage: Eukaryota; Metazoa; Echinodermata; Crinoidea; Comatulida; Comatulidae. The coding region runs from base 532 to 2055 and encodes 507 amino acids. Gene Ontology annotation, molecular function: acetylcholine-gated monoatomic cation-selective channel activity; transmembrane signaling receptor activity. Gene Ontology annotation, biological process: signal transduction; nervous system process; chemical synaptic transmission. The transcript has 6 exons. The record is from RefSeq and is a predicted model, not a curated record. Gene Ontology annotation, cellular component: postsynaptic membrane; synapse; neuron projection.
ACCGUAUUUAAACGGUUGAGGUUGAUUGUAAAGGACACCCCCACUCAUCGUAUUGAAAACAUUGCCUGUGCAUCGUAUCGUUUUGUACACACGCAUGAGUCGCGGUGAUACCGACGGUGAAAUCUAUACGGCUUACGUCUUGUUAACUUUCCUUUCAAUUGACGCUAGCCUGCUAUUUGCUAGAUACACUAAUUAAUGAAUGUAUUAGCGAAGGAAUUUGUAGCGACUUUGUGCUCAUCUGUUUUGAGAGAGACCGAUUGGGUCCCCGAUAGGGUCGCAUCCGUGUCACCUUUGUCAUGAUAUACACUGGUGGAGACAGCUGCCUGAUGUCGUUAGCUACAGUCAACGAUUUUCUACCAAUGAAAUAAUGCGCAGCUAAUAGCGAGGAUAUGGUCAGGUGAAACAAUAUUGGUACAAACUUUCAGAAAACAUUACUUUUUAAACUGUUUGGUGUUUGACCGUUGUGCUGUCAUUUUUUCUUUAUGAAUAUAUUAUAGUAAGCUAGGCCAAGAAGUCUCGGCAGCGAUAAGAAUGAAGCGGGUGACAUAUAUAAAAUAUGUAAUACUAUUGGCGAUUAUAGAAGGAUGCAUGGGGUCGAAAAGUGCCGAGAAGCUGUACUACGAUCUGAUGCGCGGGUACGACGAACUGAUCCGACCCGUAGAAAAUGUCACCGAGCCAGUGAUUGUUAAGUUUGGUGUCUCAAUUUCUCAACUUAUUGAUGUGGAUGAAAAAAAUCAAAUAUUGGUAACAAGUGUAUGGGUAAAGCAGGAGUGGCAUGACUUCAAAUUAACAUGGGACCCAGAAGAAUACGACGGCCUAGAAUCAAUUAGAAUUCCUAUUGAACAACUAUGGAGGCCAGACUUCGUUUUAUAUAACAACGCCGAUGGGGAUUACGAUAUGCAGUUCAUGACAAAUGCCAUCGUCGGUUAUAAGGGCGACGUCUUCUGGAUGCCUCCCGCCAUCUUUAAAACGUCAUGCUUGAUAGAAAUCGAAUUCUUUCCAUUUGACGAACAGUUGUGCAAAAUGAAAUUCGGAUCGUGGACGCACGACUCUAAGUAUAUAGACAUGGCUAAGUUAUCAGGUUCCGUCGAUCUUGAGGACUAUUGGCCGAACGGCGAGUGGGCCAUUAUGGAGGCUCCGAUUAACAGGCAUAAUCUUUCGUACCCAUGUUGCCCGAAUGAGUUCUACAUUGACAUUACCGUUGAGUUCGUUAUUCAUAGGAAACCGUUGUUCUAUGUUGUGACACUAGUGAUCCCGUGUCUGCUUAUCUCCUUUCUCACCAUACUCGUGUUCUAUCUUCCAUCGGACGCGCAAGAGAAGAUCACCUUGUCUAUCUCAAUUCUCCUGGCGUUGAUUGUGUUUCUGUUGCUUAUCCCGAGCAUUAUUCCACCGACGUCUAACAACCUGCCAUUGAUCGGUCGCUACAUGCUCUUCACCAUGGGACUGGUAACAGCGUCUAUAUUUGUCACAGUCGUCGUCAUUAAUAUCCACUUCCGAUCUGCGACAACCCACGAGAUGCCGCAGUGGAUCCGCAAGGUUUUCUUGCAGACUCUCCCGACGAUCUUGUGUAUGUCCAGGCCGGGAGGAGUUCAGCUAUGUGACGGAUGCAAAACGCCUCGUGCCAAACGAACUUCACUGAACGGCGUUCCAUUUCAUCCGAUCUGGGUUGGUCCUGACAUGAAACUAUCUACUAAGUACAUGAUGAACACUAUUACACCGUCACUGUUGGAAGAGAUCCAACAGAGAGACAAUGGUGGUGAAUGCAGUAAUAAAAAUGAACUACCGACUGAAUGCCGGGAAGCUGUUGAUUCCAUAGAAUACAUAGCAUCGCAUUUAAAACUAUACGAUGAGAAUAAUUUGAUAAGUGAAGACUGGAAAUACGUUGCAAUGGUAAUCGACCGCAUUUUCCUGUGGGUUUUUGCAGUUUUAUGCACAAGUGGUACCCUGGGGAUCAUUUUAAAUUCCCCGAUGUUAUGGGAACCCGAGGGAAAACACAAUACAACAAUACCUGUACCUCCUGAAAUAUUACACUCUGUGACGUAUUCAGAACCCUGAGUGUGUGACAUAAUAAUGUCUCGGAUGUUGCUGCUACGAAGGGCUGCUGAAAUCAAGGAUAUCCUCAAUGAAAAUGAAAGCAUUUGUGAAUCGAUGGAAGACUUUAAAUGAAGAGGGCAAUCGUCAGAUAAAGCCUGGUUUCCAUACAAAAUCCCUACACGCUAUCGCCCACUCCUUUGGCGACGCUGAUUGGUCAGUUGAAUCAGCGUUCCCGAUUGCGUCGUCGGGGACAGCUACGCAGUGCAAGGGUUGCAGUAAAAGAGCUGUAGCGAUUGUAUGGAAACGAAGCUUAACCGGUAUGGUUCAAGAGGAACGACAAUAAUGAACGUAACGUAGCCAAGCACGAUUGUCCGCGCUUGACUGAUUACAAACAAUUCUCAAUCGAUUAUUAAUGACUUUUCAGAAGAGUUGGAUAUCAUGAUAAUAUUUCAUUUAGGCCUACAUACCUUUUUUUUUAGGUUUUAGCUGAUCAAUUGCAGUAAUUUAACAACACAACUCACAAACGACACUCGCGCACAUUACGGAGCUUUCUAUUUGCGCGACGGCGUUACUUACGAAUUGAUUGAUCCCUUACCGUUCUUCGUUAUCUGUACAAUAAUUGUAGAUUCGGGUACUGUAUAAUUAUGAACAAUAACAAAAUCUAGCAAUUAACAGCCGUUAGAAAGAGCAAUUAUUACUAAGGCCAUAUUUGUUUUAUGAUUUUGUAAACUGGAAAACCUAGAGUGGCCUUAAGGUACAGCAUAUUUAGUUGCAUGAUUAACAUUUUUAUAAUGUUAGAUAUUUUGAAAAUAUGUAUAUUAUUAUAGGCCUACUCAAGAAAGUCUUUCACGCACAUGUUUACUUGUUCACAUUGUCGCGAAAGCAAAUUAUGUCAUCUAUGCUAAUCUUUAUAUUGUUUUCCGAAUUGAGCUAGCAAGCUUGUGAAACCAUUCGAAGACAUAUUAACAAAUUCAACAUUGAAAGUGGAGACGAUUAUCAGGCAACAUCGUAUAUAUGAGUAAUUUGUCGCGUUAUGACUAUACAGUACCCAAUUAUGGCGAAGAAGAAUAAUCAGAAAUAUCAAAUAAUUUCUUAAUGUAGACAUAAACACGCUAGAACGAAUGUAUGUCUAUAUAUCACGCACAAAAUGCUUCAGAUUUUCAGUAGAUCAGUCUUUAGAUAAAUUUGUCUUUGCUAAUGCGUGUCUGCCUGAUAUUUAUGUGUGUGUUCGGGGUGGGUUUGUGGGUGGGUGGGUGGUUGAUUUGUAAAUUAUAUACUGUAUGCCUUUAGGUUUGUGUAUAAAACGGGAUCUGAUCCACCACAGCAACGUACCGUAUAUUAUCAAUUUCGCCACUUUUAGUGAAAUGUACGAUAGCGUGGACUGUAUACCUUCGGAUAACCUCUAUACAAGUAGAAUAUUGCAUUGCGUUAUUCGAAUUUUUGUUUUA